CCUUGCUCACACUCUUCAACUUUCCCAGUAAUUAUUUGCCAAUUUAUCAGCUUUAAAAUUGUCAAAGAUCCUCCCGUUUUUCUAUUUCAUCCGAAUUCGUUGAUAUCUCAGAGCCCUUCUCUUUCAACUCUUUAGAAGAAGUUCGAGAUUGGUAUUAGUUGAGGAAUGGCUGGGAAAGUUGUGGACGCUCUGACCGCCAGUUUCUCUGAGUAUGACUUUCUUGAAGACGAUGAUGGGCAGCAUAAAACCAUGGUUUCAUCUUCAAAUCAGAGAAUUCCAAGGAUUGACCCUUCAUUAUUGAAACUUAGGCAUAGAAUUGGAAGGGGCCCUUUUGGCGAUGUUUGGUUAGCAACUUAUCAUAAUUCGACAAACGAUUAUGAUCAAUACCAUGAAGUUGCUAUCAAGAUGUUGCAUCCGGUUAAGCAAGAUGAUACCGGGACUUUGUUGGAUAAGUUCGAUGAUUUAUAUUCCAAGUGCCAUGGUGUGGAUGAUAUUUGUUCUUUACAGGGAAUUUCUAUUAUAAAUGGAAAGAUAUGUAUUGUAAUGAAAUUUUAUGAGGGUUCCAUUGGGGAUACAAUGACUCGCCGCAAGGGAGGAAAGCUUCCAUUGCCUUUGGUUUUGAGGUAUGGGAUCGAUUUGGCUCAAGGGAUUUUAGAAUUGCACUCCAGAGGGAUUUUGGUUCUUAACCUUAAACCGUAUAACUUUCUUCUUAAUGAAACUGAUCAAGCUGUUGUAGGGGAUAUUGGUAUUCCAUAUCUGCUACUGGGAAUUAGAUUGCCCAGCUCAGAUAUGCCACACAGGUUUGGAACCCCUAAUUACAUGGCUCCAGAACAGUGGCAACCGGAAAUAAGAGGUCCGAUAUCGUUCGAGACUGAUUCAUGGGGAUUUGCAUGCAGUAUUGUUGAGAUGCUCACCGGAACUGUUCCUUGGCAUGGGAAAUCAGCUGAUGAAAUUUAUGACCUGGUUGUAAGAAAAAAAAAGAAGCCACUUAUUCUAGGUGGUCUUCCUCCUCCUGUUGAGAAAAUUCUUCUUGGAUGCUUCGAGCAUGACUUCAGAAGUCGUCCUUUGAUGAAAAACAUAUUUAAUGUGUUUAAAUGCUCAGAGAUUGGAGGUGAACAUGAUGGGCGUUGGACAGAACUUGGGAGCACAAGCACAACUGUGUUGGACAGAAAAGGUAGCACCACUGGCUACACAGAGUGGUUUCUUUCAAAAGAUUAUUUGCUAGUGGGUGAUACAGUACGUUCCAGAAAGCCACCUAACUCCUGCAAACCUGAAAAUAUGGAUGUCCCGGAAGGAACUGUGGUGGGAGUAGAACAUGGUGCAGAUCGAGAUGGUUUUGUUUUGGUGAGGGUUCAUGGCAUUCACGAUCCAUUACGAGUUAAGGUUUCAACACUAGAGAGGGUCACUUUUGGCUUAGCAGCUGGGGAAUGGGUACGUUUGAAGGAAGAAGACAGAAGGCACUCAUCAGUAGGUAUUCUCCAUUCCAUUGAUCGUGAAGGAAGUGUUGCUGUUGGAUUCAUAGGGUUAGAAACUCUUUGGAAAGGAAAUUCUUCUCAAUUUCAGAUGGCGGAAACUUUCUGCGUCGGUCAGUUUGUUAGGCUGAAAUCUAAUGUGCUUAGUCCCCGCUUUGCAUGGCCUCCCAAAAGAGGAGGUACAUGGGCUGCUGGGAAAAUUUGCUGGAUCCUGCCAAAUGGAUGCCUAGUUGUUAAUUUCCCUGGUAGGUUAACUUUUGAAGAUGAACUCGGCGAUAUCUUGGCUGAUCCAGCUGAAGUGGAAGUGGUUUCCUUCAAGAAUUGUCCUGGAUUGGUUAAAAAAUAUCAACAUCUUGAGGAUAUUCAUUGGGCUGUGAGACCACUUCUGGUUGCAUUGGGUGUAUUUACAGCAAUCAAGGCGGGAUCUUUUUUCGGAAAGAUAAUUGGGAGAUCAAAACAUAGCGGUGUAAUUCAUAGUGAUGUCCAACAUAUUGAUCAUACUGGCACCGGCAACCCGACUUGGCUUCCACCACCUGUGGCGAAUAUUAUUUUCAGGGAAGGUUCUGCUCGGUAGUUUCCUGGUCCAGUCCAUACAACCAGGAAGCAUCUCCUUUGUUCAUUUACUGUAGUAAACUGUUACAACUAUAAACUCGACAUCUUAUUGUAAUCAUCUAUAUCUUAAUCAUUUUAUGCCAGUUUUUUCAGUUCUUGUG
Messenger RNA from Hibiscus syriacus, 2185 nucleotides. Its product is annotated as E3 ubiquitin-protein ligase KEG-like. The record is from RefSeq and is a predicted model, not a curated record. NCBI's taxonomy places the organism in Eukaryota, Viridiplantae, Streptophyta, Magnoliopsida, Malvales, Malvaceae. Bases 166 to 2046 code for a protein of 626 amino acids. Gene Ontology annotation, molecular function: protein kinase activity; ATP binding. The transcript is spliced from 5 exons. Gene Ontology annotation, biological process: protein phosphorylation.